This is a messenger RNA of Symbiodinium sp. CCMP2592, 930 nucleotides long. Lineage: Eukaryota; Dinophyceae; Suessiales; Symbiodiniaceae. The record is from the annotation of a GenBank genome assembly.
AUGGAAUUUUCAGGUGAAGGCGAAGGGCAGCGAGAACUCGAAAUCCACGUGAGAAACACAUUUCUCCACUUCAGUCAAGUCGGUGAAAAGAAAGAAGGCCUCAAGAGGAGCAAAAGUUGGAGCGGCUCAGAUCCCAGCGAUGGCGACUCCGAUCUUCAAGACUCGGAAUCCUCGGGCGUUGCGGGCGACGUCAUGGAGCGUUGGGCCAACAUGGCCAGACUAGCUCAGCCAGAUGACGAGGGAGUCAAUCACUUCAUUCUCAACUCCCCGAACGGGGAUAGCGAUUCUUUUACAAAUGACCAUUCGGAGUACAGUUCCGUCAAGGGGCGGAACUCUAGUUCGACUGACCCACCAUCCGACGAAAAGCUGCGAGGAGGCAGCCCCAGAAGUCCCAAAAAGGGAAGUCCGAGCAGAGUGUCCGCAGGCACUGCGAGAAACAAGGCCCCCCCGACGGCUCUGCGACAGCACCAGCCAACUCAUCCGGAAGCGAGAACGGGGAAGGUGUUCGCAUCUCUUGGCUCCGUCUUUCACGACGAAGGGAGGUGUCAGCCUUGCAGAUUCGUAUCACUACCGGACGGCUGCCGGAACGGCGCCGAAUGCACCUUUUGCCACAACGAGUCGCACGAGACGGACCCAAACAGCGCGCACCGUCCUCCCAAGGGUGUUCGUUCAGGCUAUAAGAAGUCCGUGAAUCAAGUCAUGGAAUCAGACCUUCCUGACGAGCAGAAGAGGGAAGCUUUGAAAAGGCUGGCCACAAAGAGUCCCUAUCUACGGGCCCUGGUGAGGAAAGCCUUGCCGGACCUCGUGUGCGACUCUGACCGAGAGGAACCGGAGCAAGACAAGGGCAGGCCGACCUCGAGCAUGUCUCAGGGGGGUGGAGGGCCAAGGUUGCCGGGGCUGCAGCCCACAAGGACCAAGCUCUCCCUCUGA